Messenger RNA from Talpa occidentalis (Iberian mole), 4720 nucleotides. It is a transcript of the gene MYRIP, whose product is annotated as myosin VIIA and Rab interacting protein. Gene Ontology annotation, biological process: intracellular protein transport. Gene Ontology annotation, cellular component: cortical actin cytoskeleton. The transcript is spliced from 17 exons. The coding region runs from base 57 to 2603 and encodes 848 amino acids. Gene Ontology annotation, molecular function: actin binding; small GTPase binding; myosin binding. The record is from RefSeq and is a predicted model, not a curated record. Lineage: Eukaryota; Metazoa; Chordata; Mammalia; Eulipotyphla; Talpidae.
CGCUCCCGCCUGGCCACCCCGCGUCUUAUUUCAUCAUCUGUGUUUGAUAUUAAAUCAUGGGGAGGAAGCUGGAUCUGUCUGGUCUGACGGAUGAUGAAACAGAGCAUGUUCUCCAGGUGGUUCAGCGGGACUUCAACCUUCGGAAAAAAGAAGAAGAACGACUAAGUGAGAUGAAGCAGAAGCUGGAUGAGGAAGGCAGCAAGUGCAGCAUCCUUUCCAAACAUGAGAAGUUCGUGGAGCACUGCUGCAUGCGCUGCUGCUCGCCCUUCACCUUCCUUGUCAACACCAAGCGCAGGUGUGGGGACUGCAAGUUCAACGUCUGCAAGAGCUGCUGCUCAUACCAGAAGCAGGAGAAGGUCUGGGUGUGCUGCGUCUGCCAGCAAACCAGGCUACUGAGGACCCAGUCUCUGGAAUGGUUCUACAAUAAUGUGAAAAGCCGCUUCAAACGCUUUGGCAGUGCCAAGGUCCUGAAGAACCUGUACAGGAAGCACCGGCUAGAGAGCGGAGCCUGCUUUGACAUUCUGGGAGGAAGCUCAUUUGAGGCAAAUCUUGAGAAUGAAGAAAGUAUUUCCGGAAGUGAUUCAACGUUUUAUAGGCAGUCAGAAGGACAUAGCAUGAUGGACACAUUGGCUGUCGCCCUACGGGUGGCUGAAGAGGCCAUCGAGGAGGCAAUUUCCAAAGCAGAAGCCUAUGGGGACAGCUUGGACAAGCAGAAUGAGGCAAGUUACCUGCGGGACCAUAAGGAGGAGCUGACGGAGGAACUGGCCACAACAAUCCUGCAGAAGAUCAUAAGGAAACAGAAGAGCAAAAUCGAGCAGCUAGUGGAAGAAGAGCCAGCAUGGCCACAGCCCUGGAGCUGCAGGACUAAGGUGACUGAUGAGACCACAUCCUCCCCAGGAGGCCGCCGCACUCACAGUCCCCUCUGGCGGUCCCAGCCUGCCUUCCCACUCGUGGCAGAGGAUGCCCUGGAGGCCUCUUGCCUGGAGGCUGCGUCGAGGCAGCCGAGGGAACCGGGCCAGCAGCUCAGGGAGGAGCCCGCAUUGCCCAACUGGGACAGCAUGGACAGGCCGGACCAGACAAACCUGGCCCCAUUUUUUCAGAGCCCAGACGGGAACUGGGUGGCCUUGAAGGAUGGUGCUCUGUCCCCCAACCACCUGCUGGCCAAACCUACGAGUGGCACAUUUCAGGCCCUGGAGGCGGCCUCCAGCACAGCGUCUGCCUACGAUGAGAUGGGCUCCGACAGUGAGGAGGACUUCGACUGGAGCGAGGCCUUGAGCACGCUGUGUCCUCCGCCCCCAGGACUGCCCAGGAAACCCCAGCCUCAGCCUACGCAGGCCCAAGGUCUCUCAGGGCUCUUUCCCAACCUCGAGGCCAUGUGCUCUGACUCAGAGACCUCCUCAGCAGGCUCAUCCCGGGAAGCUGGGCGCCGGGCCAGACUGUCCUGGCUGCAGAGGAAGGCCCCCAGGAGCCCUGCUGCAGAGAAGCUGGGCCUUCAGGGGGAGCUGGAUGUGAACUUCAACCCCCAGGCAGCCAGCAGGGAGACCUCGGACAGCAGCGAGCCGGAGGAGGCCCCGCACACCGCAGACUGGCGGGCCAGGAGGUGGAGAAGAAGCCGGGGGUGCUCAGAAGAGACAAACAAGGAAUUACCUUCCCCCAGCGCCCAUCCACAAGAGCUGGGCACACAUCAGGUGCCGGCAGAUUUAUCAGAAACUGACAUCAGCAAUGACACUCAGGACUCUCAGACGGGCACAGGCGCCAUGGAGGAGAAACUGAGAAACAGGUUGUAUGAGUUAGCAAGGAAAAUGAGUGAGAAGGAGACUUCUUCAGGGGAAGAUCUGGAGUCGGAGCCUAAGACAGAAUCUGAGAACCAGAAGGAAAGUCUGUCCUCUGAAGACAACAGCCAGAGUGUCCAGGAAGAGCUGAAGAAGAAGUAUUCUGCUGUUUCUCUCUGCAACAUCUCCACAGAAGUCCUGAAAGUCAUCAAUGCCACCGAGGAGUUGCUAGCUGAGUCUGCGGGUCCCUGGGAGUGCCCACCUGUCCCUCCUGACAGAGAGAAAGGGAUGUUUCCUCUGGGGACAGACCAAGUGAGACUGGAUGAGCAGCUGACUUCCCUGGAAGAAAACGUAUACCUGGCAGCGGGCACCGUGUAUGGACUGGAAGGCCAGCUGACUGAGUUGGAGGACGCCGCCCGCUGCAUCCACAGCGGCACAGAUGAGACCCAUCUGGCGGAUCUAGAGGACCAGGUGGCCACGGCCGCAGCCCAGGUCCACCAUGCUGAGCUCCAGAUCUCUGACAUCGAGAGCCGGAUUUCAGCCCUGACCAUUGCGGGAUUAAACAUAGCACCCUGCGGGCGCCUCACAAGAAAACGGGACCAGAAGCAAAGGAGCCAGGUACAAACCAUAGACACUUCGAGACAGCAGAGGAGGAAGCUGCCUGCUCCACCAGCGAAAGCUGAAAAAGUUGAGACAUCUUCAGUGACCACCAUUAAAACAUUUAACCGUAACUUCAUUCUCCAAGGCUCCUCAGCAAACAGGACUGCAGAAAGGAAGAACACCACCAAGGAUUUGAUGGAUCCCACCCUGGAGUCGGCUGUGAUGUAUUAACACCAUGGACCUCCACUGCCAGUGACCCACUGCCUCCGGCCGAACACGACAGUGCCUUGACCCAACAGCCAUUGAAUAUUGUAUGGAUUUCCCCUGAGGGCAGGGCCUGGGGGGCCGCCACAUGUCCUUGCACAGGGCUGCCCUGAUACCUCACCCAGAAAGCAGUCCAGACUUCGGCACUGCAGUCUUGCCCACUCUGCCUUAGGCUCCCAGGGAAUCCAAGACAGAAAAGAAAACCAAGAUGCUGGCUUCCAACAGCAGAGCUCCACGUUCAAAAGAUGCACCCUGCCCCUCUUGGCUUUGCCCCUGAGUGUUGUCUUUAAGAUCUUUUAUUUUUUAAUCCUUUGAUCCAACGAGAAUUUAACUGUCAACAGGUUGACCAAAGGAAAAAUUGCUGGGGUGGACGGGUGGUGGAGGGAAGGGAGAUGAUUAUUAUUACGUAAUUCAUCAUCAAGUCUUAUUUAAUCUCUCACAAGCAUGUGUCUUGCAGUUGCUAAGGGAAAAGGUGAGCUGUUCCCUGUAGGGAGCACUGGGGACUGUGUAAUUUGGGGACACGCAACCAUCAGGAAUGCAAACUCACUUCAGUCACCUCCUUCCUGCUAAGCUCCUAAACCUCUAAGCAGCCCCUACCCCCCACCCCCCACCCCAGCUCCCAGUCAUGGUCAUUGCUUUGCAAUCACAAGCCACAGAGUGGAAAGCUCUGGCUCACUCAUGCCGUGUCCAGGUCUAUCUGAGACAUUGUCUCAUUGAGAAUUUAGGGUCCUUCCUUGGACUGACUGGAAGUUUCCCCUCACAAGGGGGUGGGGGGUGGGGACUUGAGAAGGCCCACCAUUGGCUUAAUUUAGGGCACUGUCCAGAAUCAACAGGAUGUGGUUUAGCAAUGAGCCCAUCUACAUGAGGCUUAGGUGACUGGUUAUUGCCGAUUAUAACCACAUGAUAAAAUGUUAACCUCCAAAAUUCACUUGCCAGUAAUGAUUCAGCAAAAGUAGGAAAGUGAUCUUAAAGAUGAAAAAUGGUUAAGGAACAACCUUAGCAAACUUACAGGUAUGAGAAAAAAAGGAAAGAGGCGCCAAAUUGAAUGGACACAAGAGUCAUCACUAACUCUGCAUUUGUGGUCUCAAAUGCGUGACUAUUUUGAGUGUGUGUAUAAAAGCGAAUGCAAGUGGAAUUUCACACAAUUGAGCAUUAUUAGCAAUCUUUUUUUUUUGUUUUGUUCUUGAUAUACUUUGAAUCUGAGGAAGAAAGCAAAAGACGGAAACAGUAUGACUAUGUUGAUUAAGUGGCCACCCUGAAGGAGGCCAUCUUCCUCUUACUUCAAUCCUUAUAACAACCUUAGUCUGCUGGUACCCCCAUUUUCCAUAUUUGGAAACUGAGGGCCAGAGAGAUUAAUUUACCAACAUCACACCUUGAAGCCAAGGAUAUGAUCAGAACAUAUCACAAAACCUCACGUGGUGUUUUUUCAGCUUCUAUGUUUUUUGCUGUCCUGCACAUUUCCAGACCUGACUUGCUGCUGAAAUGUGUGUUAGGAUCUGUUCCUGAUGGGGGUCUCCCCACCUCACAACAAUACUCCUUGCUGAGCUGUAUAUGUGUUAUCCACUGGAAACAGCUCCUUUGAAAUAAAGUAAAUCUUUGGCUUUUUGUUCUGUUGGUGUGGUUCAAAGGAGACAAAUACAAGUUUUAAAAACACAACAACAAAAAAAGACCUGAGUUCCAAAUAGAACAUUUUCAUUAAGAGGCAUGAAAAGCAACUAUUGUUGUGUUAUAUUGUUAAAAAAUACUCAGUUUUCUUCAACAAAAAAGGAUGUGUACUGUGUAAGCCUUGCAAAAAAAAGAAGAGGCCUGCUCUGUGGCAUUUGAAUUUUUAUAAGGUUUCCUGUGCCAAAUAAGUGUAAAGAUUUAAUUUACUAUUCAAAACCAUAAGCAUAUGUUAUAGUUCCAGAAGAAUUAUUUUGUCAUCAAGUGAUUUUGAUCUUCAGUGUCAAUAUUUAUAUUUAGAUUAAUUUUUAUAAAUGAAAAUAUUUUAAUGGUUUAAGAAAAUGAGGACAAUAGCACCCUAUCUUUGAUGACUUCUGAAAGUUAUGCUUGCCUUCAUGUCAUACGCACUUUGCCAAGAUACU